AUGACUACUGAAUUGACAUUGAAAUUAGGAGACAUUAAUGUCAAUGUAUUAGCAAAGAUGGUGUAUGAAGAGAAUCGUUUGCAAACCUUUCUUAAACAUGGGCAAUGGCCUUUCUUGAAAGAUUGCAACUGCACGCCGGAAAAGAUGGCCACAGCUGGCUUCUUUUGGUGUGGAUCUGAUGAUCAGCCAGACCUAGUAAGGUGCUUUGUCUGCCUUAAAGACUUUGAAGGCUGGGAGCCCGAUGAUAUCCCAAAGGAUGAGCAUAAAAGACUCUGCCCACAAUGUCCCUAUGUCAAAUUGGGGAAGGUUCAAGAUAAUUGCACAGUCAGAGAGGUGAUGGAGCUGUGCCAAAAAAGCUUAACAAACUUUAUUGAGAAAGUAUCAAACCAUCAAGUGGAGCAGUAUAAAGCCCAAGCUAAAGAAACCUGCAAAAAACUUGGUGAGCUUCUUGGGGAACAUAUUAACCUUGAUAUAUCUGAUUAAACCUUGAUAUCUGUCAUAUUUGUGUACGUCUUACGAAUAAUAAAUAUAAUCUGUACGUUAUGCCUUAAA
Molecule: messenger RNA, 552 nt
Organism: Daphnia magna
Lineage: Eukaryota; Metazoa; Arthropoda; Branchiopoda; Diplostraca; Daphniidae
Gene: Det
Product: baculoviral IAP repeat-containing protein 5
Exons: 4
Coding region: 1-483 (160 amino acids)
Source: RefSeq, a predicted model, not a curated record